Messenger RNA from Scomber japonicus (chub mackerel), 2146 nucleotides. Its product is annotated as hyaluronan-binding protein 2-like. NCBI's taxonomy places the organism in Eukaryota, Metazoa, Chordata, Actinopteri, Scombriformes, Scombridae. The transcript has 13 exons. The record is from RefSeq and is a predicted model, not a curated record. Bases 102 to 1904 code for a protein of 600 amino acids. Gene Ontology annotation, molecular function: serine-type endopeptidase activity. Gene Ontology annotation, biological process: proteolysis.
UGACUCAAAGGUCAGGUGUACUUUUUCAAACGUUUAGAAAACUGUGACUGAUAGCACACUCUCAUUAUACGCUCCUGGAUGUCUUCUGAUCCACUGCCAUCAUGGACCUAAAGCUCCUCUUCUUUUGCCUCUUCUUAGCUGCGCUCCUCAUACCUGCAGAACUAAAACGCAAACAUGGCAAAAAUCGUUAUAGGCACCGUGAUCCUGAGCAAAAAGGCACUGGGAGACGUAAACCUGGCAGAGAAUCAUUCAAGAACAUUAUUGAAGACUUCUUCUUUGAGCUAACUGAUGGAGGUGAUGAUGAAGAUGAUGAUGAUGACGAUGUCUCAGAAUGGCUUUUUAAACUUCAAGACCCUGACGGCCAAUGUAACCCAAACCCUUGUGAAAACAAUGGAGUGUGUGAGGAGAAAGGCAAGAGAAGGUUCAAAUGUGACUGUCCAGCACCGUUCAAGGGAAGGAGAUGCCAGAGAGGUCCAAAAGUUUGUAAAAGGGGUAGAUGUGGUAGGGGUGAGUGUGUGUUGACCUCGACUCCCCCGUUCUUUGAGUGCAAAUGCAAGCAUCCCUUCACGCCUCCACACUGCAGAACUUAUACACUGUGUGAGCCUAAUCCAUGUAGGAAUGGUGGCCAAUGCAUCGUAGAUGGAAAUGAAUUUGACUGUAGUUGCCCUCCAGGGUUCAGAGGACGUUUCUGUCACGUUGGCCCAGAUGACUGCUUUGUGGAUGAAGGAGAGUCAUAUCGCGGCAAUGUAAGUGAGACAGAUGAUGGCAAUGAAUGCCUCUACUGGAACUCACACUUCAUCCUGGAGAAAGGAACUGAUCCUUUCAACUCCUUCGAGGACCCUGAUGGACUUGGCCCUCACAAUUUCUGCAGAAACCCAGACGGAGACUUGAUGCCCUGGUGUUUCUUCAGAAGAGGCCGUAAGCUGCUGUGGGACUUCUGUGACGUGGAUAUGUGUCCUGAACCAACAGGUGAGGCACCAACUGGAGCUUUGCCCACUGCUGUGCAGCCCCAACCACCGGAAAUAGAACCUACAGAAAUCCCUGAGCCAAUAACUGCCAAACCUACACAAACUAUUGAGGUUGCAGCUACUGCCGGUGCGUCCAUCCUGCCGCAACAAUUCUCCACCUGUGGGGAGGCACAGCCAAAGAAGUCCGUUACCCGAAUAUUUGGAGGUUUGAAGGUUUCUCCUGGGGCCAUACCCUGGCAGGUGUCCUUGCAAGUGAGACACAAGGGCUCCACCCAGCCUUUCAGACACAUUUGUGGAGGCACUCUCAUUGAGAGCUGCUGGGUGCUCACAGCUGCACACUGCAUUGACAAAAAUAAGGACAUGCAGGUGGUUAUGGGGGGCCUGUCUAUGGAUUUGGACGAACCAACAAUGCAAACUUUACAAGUUGAAGAAGCUAUCGCGCAUGAGAACUACAGGGAGACUUCUGCAUCUGUUCACAACGACAUAGGCUUGUUGAGGCUGAAAGGUAUUGAUGGAGUCUGCGCCAAUGAGACUCAGUUUGUGAAGACAGCCUGUCUACCGGAUGUCCAACUUCCUGAUGGGAUAGAGUGUACCAUUUCUGGAUGGGGUGCCACUGAGACAUCUGACUUUGGUUCCAGCCACCUGCUGGAGGCAAACGUACUACUGAUCAACCAGGAGAAGUGCUCUGAACCCAAAAUUUAUGGCGCAGCCCUGGAUAGUGGUAUGUUCUGUGCUGGCCACCUGCAAGGAGGUGUUGAUUCCUGCCAGGGGGACUCUGGAGGACCAUUGACUUGUAAGCAAGACAUUAGUCGUGUUAUCUAUGGUGUGGUGAGCUGGGGCGACCAAUGUGGAAGGAAGAACAAGCCAGGGGUCUACACACGGGUCACUCAUUACCUGGACUGGAUCAGGUCAAAGAUUCAAGCACCAUCUUCAUAAGCAGCCUCAGGAAGUUUCCACUCAGUGUAGCCAUUGUCACAAAAAGCCCCUGAAACUUAUAAUAAGUCUAAUCAGGAUAAUGAUCAUACAGUCAUAAUGCUUGAAUGAGAAUAAAACCGUAAAUUGGAGAAAAAUGUAAAUUUUAUUUAGGUUCGCUGCCUGUGUCGUCCUGCUUUUUCACGAAGAUGCUUUUACUAUAAAGAGUCAAGACUAAAGUCAAAUAAAAUAAUAAAAUACUUGAA